AUGUCGCUCACGCCGAACAACCCCAGGAUCAUGAGCCCUGCCUGGGGCAGUGGUCUCAAGCUCACCCCGUCACCCUCGCCCUAUCUUAAGAAUACCCCGCUGCGCUCCCCCGUAAAGUCUCACCGCAACGAAGCUUCUUUGGCCCUACGCCAGGUCAUCGGGACGUCGACCAGCUCCGCCAAUUCCUUCGACAGUCUCCCCAACGCGCGCUCCUUCGCCUUCUGCGCCGGCGCCGCUGCUGUCCUUGCGACAGUAGACGACGAACAGCAUGUCUCACAGCGCUUCUACCGCGCACGACCGACGGCGAAUCCCAUCAAUCCCUCCGCAUCUGUGUAUGGAGGCCCGUCCACCCCAACGCAAAACGAGAGUCGUAAUCGCACUGCUGCUGCCCUACGCGAGGCUGGCAUAGGCGCGUCUCCGUUGGCAUCGCCUGCCAAUGACUGGGGUGCUUCGCCAGGCGGGACAUCAUGGUCAGCAAGAGAGAGAAUAAAGGCUGCGACGUGUGUGGCAUUUAGUCCGGAUGGAAAAUUCCUCGCUGUUGGAGAGACGGGACACAAACCGCGCGUAUUGAUCUUCUCAACAGCAUUCGAUGCUCCUUCGGAAACCCCUCUGACCGCGCUCUCUGAGCAUACCUUUGGCGUCAGAUGCCUCGCGUUCUCGCCCGACGCGCAGUAUCUGGCAAGUUUAGGCUCUCCGAACGAUGGCUUCUUGUACGUCUGGAGCAUCAACUCGCGCACAGGAGCUGCCACUUUGUACGCCAGCAACAAGUGCACGAGCAACAUCAGUCGAAUAGCGUGGAUGGGAGGCAAUCUAGUCACUGUUGGAACCAGGCAUGUCAAGGUCUGGCGCAUGGAGGAGUCUAAUCCGGCAUCUCGAUUGUCCAAGAUCCGCCAAAGCGAUGUCUCGUUCCUAUCGAGUAGCAUACACAAGACAUUGCCGGGAAGGAACUGCAUACUGGAAAGUCUGCUGGAGGCCAACUUCACAAGUGUCGUUGCGGUUGCUCCUUCGAAGGCCGUCGUUGCGACGGACAAGGGACAGCUUUGCCUUAUCGACGACAGCGACGGUACUCAGCGUUUCUUCAAAAUCGCAGAAGCUGGUAUUGCAGUAACAUCAAUGACGAUGGACUCCAGAGGCCGGAUCCAUCUCGCUAGCAGCCAGGGAGGUCUCAAAACCCUCAACAUCAGCGACACUAUCGGCGUACUCACUCCACCCCCCUCACCACCUCCCAGAGUAGAGUCACCAACCGUCACCUUGACUACAGACUCAAACAAGAUCGAAGCGGUCGGCUCCCUGCUCGACUACCUCGUCACCGUUGAUUCUCAAAACUCAAUCCGCCUCUCCCAUCUAUGCUCCUCGGACGACGACACUAUCGUUGGCGAUGUUUUGCAGAAACUCCCAGCUCAUGGUGGCCCUGUGCUUGGCGUAGCCCCAUUAACAACAGCAAACUCCAUUGGCGCCUCCUUUUACACCUGGUCGACAGGUGGCACCGUGCUCUAUUGGAGCCAACAAGGUACCUACAAGGAAAUUCUGGAGGUCAACCUUGAGCAGAUAAGCGGUGCAGAUGAAAUUAAUGAGCUCAAAGCCGUCAAAUCAUCUUCCGAUGCGAGCCUACUUGUUACUGGUGACAAAUAUGGCGUGCUACGGAUCAUUGACCGCCAGACACGGUCAAGUGUUGUUGACAUGAAAGCCCACUCAAACGAAAUAACAGGCAUAGCCAUGUUCGAAAGCGAAGACAUAGCGUACAUCGCGAGUGGUGCAAGAGAUCGCCACAUACAGAUACUUCAGAAGAAAGGCGAGAAGUGGGAUCUCCUACAGACGCUUGACGAGCACGUAGGAGCAGUGACAGGAGUGCUGUUUUCCCGAAAUGGUGAAAAGCUGGUCUCCAUGAGCUCCGACCGCACCCUUGUUGUGCGCGAGCUCGUGUCCCGUCAAGAUGCUGAGCACAUGGAAAGAGCUUUUCUCAUCCUGCGAACCGUUGUUUUGAAAUCGUCCCCUGUAUCCAUGACCUGGGAUGCGGAUCGAGAUGACGUUAUCUUGGUCUCCACAAUCGAUCGCCAAGUACACAAAUACGAUUUACGGAAUGGCCAAUGCCUAAGCAGCUUCCGGGCUUCUGAUACUGAAGGAGGCGAUGCCGUCGUAUUGUCGUCCUUAGCACACAUCCCCCGUGCAUGGGGAUCGCCUCUCAUUGCUGGCGUGUCCAGCACCGAUAAGUCGAUCCGAGUUUACGAAGAAAGUGGAACUCUGGUGGCUCGUGAUUGGGGUCACACAGAAGGCGUAAGAGAUAUUACUUUGUUAAAGUUCGACGGCGCAUCAGAUGAUGAUAGCGGGGAAAGAUCAUUAGUGACCGUGGCGGCGGACGGUACUAUCUUUGUCUGGGGCCUUUUGCUUGCCCUUUCCCGGCAACACAUGUCGCAUUCGAUGGACCUGCUUGGCCCGAGUACACCAACGAACAAAGACUCUUUAGCGAGCAAGCCGCCACUUAGGCGCGUAUUCUCCCAAUCCGAGCUUGCGAGGUUCCAGCGCUCGGACGAUGACCAGACUACACCGACGGGUAACCGUUCUCCUAAGUUGCGCAAAAAGCUUUCGAAGUUCUCCUUGGCCUCGACCCCGAGACUAGAGCCAUCGCCAAUGGCCAACAUGCCAAAAGACCGUGGGACGGGAUCCGCACAUGGAACCAUGCGCAGGACGAAUCGCAACCGGUCGCCGUCUCCCCCAAGCCCUCGCCAUCCGCAAGUCGCGAAGCGUAGGUCAUCGGUCGACGUCCGACUCCGCGCAAAACAACCUCCUGCCACUGACUUUGGAAGCCUCGCGGCCUCGACGGAGAGUCUCUGUCGGACUUUGAGAGCGUACCGGAAGCGUCUUGCGAACAAUACUGAAAACCUUGGUGCGGACGUCGUGCGUGAAGUCGAACGAGAGCUUGCCUUGACUGCGCGCGCGGUAGGUGAAAAGGCGAAGUCAAAUAUCCCGUUGAACGAGACAACCAUACAAAAGCUGCUCGAUCAGUAUUCGGAGCGCUUGGUCAACAUUCUGGACGAGAAGAUCUCUGCCAGUGUAGCACUACACGCCAGGCAUAACAGCGAGAGUGGCCUGUCAGGAGGGCUCGCAUCACCCAUGUUGCCUCAAGAAGAAGACAGGCCAACAAGCAAGGCGGCCGAUAGAGGGAGGGAAGAAUCUGUCACAAGCACAGCUGAUUCACUGCCUGAUACAACGCCCGACCACGAAGUCGCAAACAGCUGGGGAGCAACCACAGCGCAGAGGCACGAGACGCCCACCAAACUGGGCACCUUGGUGCGGAUCUGCAGUCCGGACAAGCGGAUUGAGGCCAUGACCGAGAAGCGCCAAGGGUCCCCGUUCAGUCGACGUGUGUGGAGCCAGACAAAGGCACAGCCGUUCGUCCCCGCAGACCGGACGGCGAGGACCAGAGACGAUUGGCGCGAUGAUGGUAUCGUGUUGGUACUUCAUAAGGAGCUCCGCCCGGCAGCGUGGGCGUCGACUGAUCUCGUCUUCUACAUCCUCACAUCCUCCAUCUGCUGCGUGCAAGUGAGCCCCGUUGCCUGA
Molecule: messenger RNA, 3558 nt
Organism: Didymosphaeria variabile
Lineage: Eukaryota; Fungi; Ascomycota; Dothideomycetes; Pleosporales; Didymosphaeriaceae
Exons: 4
Coding region: 1-3558 (1185 amino acids)
Biological process (GO): mitotic spindle organization; regulation of mitotic cell cycle
Cellular component (GO): mitotic spindle
Molecular function (GO): protein binding
Source: RefSeq, a predicted model, not a curated record